GUGCGUAUGUACGCAUUCCUGUGAUAUUAUGUACAAACAAACUGCUGACGUUUAAAAACGGAUUAUCACGAACUGCAUGAUCGUGAGAGUAUAAAUUUAGGUUACAAUAUUGGCAAAACUGCCAGUUACACAACAUUAGGAAGAGGACAUUGAGCGUUUUCAUUUUGCGUUUAAAGAUAUGAAUUUGAUAGAUAAAAUAUACGAGAGUCAAACGGUUGAUCAACUUUCGGAGUUGGAGAGACGUUAUAUCUUGACUGAUGUUGAGAAGGAUAUACUAUUUAAAAAGAAGGCAGAGAUUAUAAGUCGCAUGAUGCGAUGGAGGGUGGAGAAUGUUCGUCUUGGUAUCGCUGCGGACCUUACAGAUUCUUGGACCCCGGAACAACGCCAACGAUUUUUGGAGGAUUGGCAAGACGACGAAUUAUUAUUAUCACAAAGUGACAUUGGGGAGUUUGCUUCAGGGCUUGCCGAUACGCUUGAACAAGGAGAGAACGUGUUCCCAAAUUGGCGAGAUGACAGAUCUUUGUCACAGAUUGGUCGCGGACAGAAAAGAGCCGUCGACGUAAUGAAUGAGGGCGCGAGCACAUCAAACGAGGUUAGCGAUAGCAAUUAUUUUACCCUGACAAAUGUGAAGCAAGUAUAUGUUAAAAAGUUUAAAACCAGUGGUGUCGAUUACGCUGUGCAAUUUAAGGAUACCUUUGCUAAUUUGGAACUCUAUCAAUUUCAUAAUCAGCUGCAUGACAUUUUUGGGUGUUUGCUCAGGACCAUUACCCAUGAUAUUCCAGAGCACGAUCAAGUUCGUUUUGUGUUGCAAUCGCCUCAGCUCGAGACUCCUAUUUCUCUUCCGUUCAUGCCACGUUCUCGUCUUACGACCGAACGUGUUUUAGCCGAAUUCGAGCGUGUCGUUCAAUCUAAUCGGGAAUUUCGUUUGAAUGAUAAUGUUAAUCUCAAUUUAGUUCAUGUUGAAAUGCCGAAUGGAGGCACCGGUUCAAAACGUAGUGAAAUUAAUUUGGAAAAGCAUUUAGACCGGAAAGGUUCAAUUAUUCGAAUUCAAAACACGGAUAACAUUUGUUUAGCUAGGGCAUUAGUUGUUUCUAUCGCCAAAAUUGAAUACGAUGAUCGUUAUAAAAGUAUAGUCGAUCAUCGCCGGCCAAUGCAAACACAAUUGGCGUACGAAUUGCAUGAAAAAGCUAGAGUCCCAAUUGGCGAAUGUGGUUUAGAUGAGGUGAAACAAUUUCAAACCUAUUUGUCUGAUUAUCAGAUCAAUAUCGUUUCGAAGGAGCAUCAAAAUGCCAUAAUCUAUUCCGGUCCCGAGAAAGACAAACGAAUUUAUUUGUUUUUGCACGAUAGCCAUUACGAUGUAAUCACAAGCAUGCCGGCAUUUUUUGCUCGGAAAAAGUAUUGCCAUACCUGUAAAAAGGGGUACGAUAAAAUGACUGAUCAUUUGUGUGCUGAUUUAUGUAAGUUGUGUCUUUUCAAAUUGUGAAAUUGUUUCGUGGGUUCCUUGUGCUUGUUGCAUGCGUGUUUUUAAAAGUCAAGAGUGUUUUAACCGACAUAAGCAAUCUGUAGGCAACGCAAAAUCAGUCUGUGAUUCUCUGGGUAAGUGUCUUCAUUGUGAUCUUGUUGUAAAACGGAGUAGACUGAGGCGUGAUUUGCAUCACUGCGGUGAGACUCGUUGCUCUACCUGUAAUAGCUAUGUGCAAACUGAGAAUCAUCAAUGUUACAUGCAACCCGUCAGAGAGGAAAACACCAGAGACAUAAACGAGGAGGCGAACCUUCUCGAUGAAGAGGCAAACGACGAGAACGACACACCCCAAAGCGGGUACAAUCAACUCCUAUUCUUUGACUUUGAAUGUCGACAAGAAAACGGAAACCACGAACCCAACUUAUGCAUAGUGCAAAACGAAGCGGGGGACGAGUGCAUAUUUAAAGGCGACAAUACGAGAAAUGAGUUUUGCGAGUGGUUAUUUACCAAGGAACACGCAAACUGCAUUGUAGUAGCACAUAAUUUUCAGGGUUACGACGGAUAUUUUAUUCAACAAUUCCUACACCAAAACGGUGUGAUUUUCGAUCUCAUCACAAGAGGUGCCAAAAUCCUUACAUUGAAUGUCCCGUUGUUCAAGAUUAAAUUUAUAGACUCUCUCAGUUUCAUACCCAUGAGACUUGCCGAUUUUCCGAAAACCUUUGGUCUCAAUGAGCUUGCAAAAGGUUAUUUCCCUCACCUUUUUAACAAAAAGGAGAAUGAGAAUUACGUUGGCCCUAUACCUCCAAGUCCAUUUUACAAUCCUGACGGAAUGAGUCCUGAUGAAAAAGAGACGUUUUUGGAAUGGCACGGUAAUAUGAAAGAAAACCAUUACGUGUUCAAUUUCCAGCAAGAAAUUCAAACCUACUGUCGUUCAGAUGUCGAUAUUCUACGGCGUUGUUGCCUUGAGUUUCGCGAACUGUUUCGUGAUGUUACAGAUAUCGAUCCGUUUGAGAAAUGUCUCACCAUUGCAUCAGCAUGCAAUUUAGUGUUUCGAAAGAAUUUUCUGAAAGAAAACACUAUUGCCAUAAUCCCUCCUCACGGUUAUCGUCCGAAAGACAAGCAAUCCAUCCUGGCUCUAAAGUGGUUGACUUAUACUGCCGAAAAGAAUGACAUCUACAUUCAACAUUCGCGCAACGCUGGUGAGAGACGUGUUGGUACUUAUCUACUGGAUGGUUAUCAUGAAGAGACCAACACAGCCUACGAAAUCAAUGGUUGCUUUUGGCACGGAUGUUUAAAAUGCUACGCCAGAGAUACGGUGAACAGUGUUAGUGGUAAAACCAUGCAUGACCUGCAUCAAGCUACAAUGGAGAAGACGUGUUACCUCCGAGAUCAGGGCUUCAAUGUUAUCGAAGUAUGGGAGUGUGACAUCACGCAAGAAUUAGAAUGCAGCGAAAAUAUGAAAAGUUACUUUGACAGUUAUGACUUAAUUGAUCCUUUGGAACCUCGUGAUGCCUUCUUUGGUGGUCGAACCAACGCUGCCAAACUAUUUCACGAGUGUAAGGAUGACGAAAAAAUAAGGUAUGUGGAUUUCACGAGCCUAUAUCCCUGGGCAAAUAAGACAACGCGAACAGUCGUCGGUCAUCCUCAUAUCAUCACAGAAAAUUUUGACGAAGAUAUCUCCAAUUACUUUGGGUUGAUCAAAUGUACAGUUCUGCCACCUCAUGGUCUCUUCCACCCUGUCCUGCCUUAUCGUACCCAGGGAAAGUUGAUGUUCCCCUUAUGCAAGUCGUGUGCAGAUGCGUGUAACCAAUCCCCAUGCACCCAUUCCGACACAGAAAGAUCCAUUCAAGGAACCUGGUGCAGUGUGGAGUUGGAGAAAGCCUUGGAGAAAGGUUACGUAAUUUUGAAACUCCAUGAAGUAUGGCAUUUCCCACAACAAUCUGAUGAACUGUUUAAAGAUUAUAUCAAUACGUUUCUGAAAAUCAAACAGGAAGCGAGUGGUUACCCAAAGAAUUGCACCACAGAGGAACAGAGACGCCUUUAUGUUGAGGAGUACUACGAGCGAGAAGGAAUCCGUUUGGACCCGUCCAAAAUUGAGCAUAAUCCCGGGCUUCGUGCGCUGGCAAAACUGAUGCUUAACUCAUUUUGGGGCAAGUUUGCACAACGUCCCAACAUGUCAAAGGUGGAAUUAAUCGCAGACCCCCAAGUUUACUUUGACUACCUAACCUCAGAUGAAAUCAAUGUUCUUGAUGCAAAUUUCGUCAAUGAUGAAGUGAUUGAAAUCCACUAUGAAAACAACGAAAAUUUCAUCGCGCCAAAUUCAAAAACAAACGUGGUCAUCGCUGCUUUCACCACUGCCUACGCCCGCCUCAAACUCUACGAUGUUCUGGAUCAACUUCAGGAAAGAGCGUGUAUUACGAUACUGAUCGGUGAUCUUUGUCAGUAA
This is a messenger RNA of Dendronephthya gigantea, 3908 nucleotides long. RefSeq lists its product as uncharacterized. NCBI's taxonomy places the organism in Eukaryota, Metazoa, Cnidaria, Anthozoa, Malacalcyonacea, Nephtheidae. The record is from RefSeq and is a predicted model, not a curated record. Bases 1515 to 3908 code for a protein of 797 amino acids. The transcript is spliced from 5 exons. Gene Ontology annotation, molecular function: DNA binding; nucleotide binding; DNA-directed DNA polymerase activity. Gene Ontology annotation, biological process: DNA replication.